AUGUAUCAACUCUUUCUUUCACUUUUCCUGUUCCAAGCUCUCCUUGCUCGCGCUUCAAACGACUGGAGGACGCCGUGCAUUGGUUCAUGUGCAUACGAAUCCGGCGACGGCACCAAAAGGGCUUGGAGCUCCAUUCUUAUUGACGGCCCUUCGCAACUUGUCUCGGACAUUUCGACCGCUGCAGGCUGGUCCAUCAUGGAUUGUGACGCCAAUUCUCAGGACGUCCAAACAAUUCGUCUAGUCUGUCAUGAUCUAGAUGGCGUCUGUGAUGCGCUCUUCGACGGUGGCGCAGAGAAUACAAUUGUUCGACUACCUGAAGACUGUGCUGAUGCUCCCUUUGCACGCGUCGUCAGCGUCAGCAGCUCUACCAACCAGACGCUCACUUCCAAAGUCGCGAAGCGGGUCGCCGCAGCUAAACGUCGCCGCUCGGCACCACCAGAGGUGCUGACAGUCAAAAUCGACUACCAGUUCAACCUCAUUCCACUUUCACGCGGCACCGUGUCGCUAACCGCACUCGCUACAACCAACCCACUUCAACGUCCGCUAGCUACCACUCAGCGACUUCGACGCGCACUUGGGUACGACGAAAGUGACUCUCAUCAUCGCCGGAGGGGAGGACACAGGCAACUCGUCAAUCGGGAGAUUCGCAGACGGGACCUCUUUACCGAUUUCGUCAAUGGGAAUACGAUUCCAGCUGGUAUCACUGCUGAUGCAAUCGCUGCAAAGACAAUGACCACGGAUGGCAAGCUGGGAAAGCUGGGAAAGUCAGCCAACGGGACAACGAGCAAGCUUGGUAACUGGUCCAAAGACUGGAACAAGCAGUUUGAUGUUCUCGACAUCAGUCAAGGGUUCAACGUUGCCAACGUCAAACUCUCAUGUCCACAGAAUGGCGACAUUCCGGCCUUUGACGCAAAGGUUUUGAUUGAUGCCCAAGUCGAUGUCAAGGCCACAGUCACCGUGGGCUUCAUCGCUGCCGGGUCGAUCAUUCCGCCAAAGAUUAGCAAAUCUGCGUUCACGGCCGCUCUGGACGGUGGUGCUCAAGCAUCGUUCAAGAUUUCCGCCGAUGCCAAGGGCACUUUUAACACCGGCCUUCUCCCCCUCUACAGUUCCGGCCUUGCUGGCUUGUCAAUUCCUGGCAUUUUGGAUGUCGGACCAUCCUUCUCUAUCAACGGGCAAGGUAUCGGCAGCAUUGGAGUUCGAACCGAUGCGGUCGUCAAAGCAAAUUACAAUUUUCCUGGCCUUUCGAUGGUCUUCCCCCAGGACCAAGGCUCGAGCAGUGGCUCUGCUUCCCAAGGCGACACGCAGUCUCCAUUGACACUCUCGAUUGGAGGAAGUGCACAGCUUACUGGAUCCGUCGAGGCACAUAUUGUGCCCCGGGUUGACCUUGGUGUCAAAGUUCUUUCGGGGAUGGCGUCGGCGUCGGUCUAUCUCCAGCUCGAUGGAUACGGUGCCCUCAAUAUGGACCUCAAGCUUGAAGGCAGCGCUUCAACCGGUGUCGGUCCCACACAGAAGGGCAUUGACCCAUCGCCAUCUGUCGAUUCUACCUCCGCCGUCUCGGAGUCUUUGACAGCUUCGACGACAUCUUCGACGGACUUCGCCGCCAGCACCACCGAAUCAGCCUCUUCCGAGUCUUCGACGUCAAGCUCGACUGAUAUUGCCACAUCAACGAGCUCUGAUGACGCUAGCGAUUCUUUAAGCAGCUCAGAUGCAAAGGAAGUCCCGACGCAAUCUUCGACGCAAGCCGAAAUAUCAACUACAGUCCUUGCUCAACCAACUUAUGCAGCCCCUGCUCAGAUCGACGACUUUGACCCUCCAUCGAGUGUGUUUGAUCAUCCCCCGCUCGUUGACGUUGCACAAAUCUCGUCUUCUUCCGGAGUGGCUCCAUCCAGCUGCCCGAGCAGACGUAUGCGCCGAAGGAUCCGGAGGACAAUGUCGCCUCGCGACGUGGUUGUCAACAAUGCGCGCGAUGCCUCUGGGUCAUUUAGCGGAUGUGUCGGUGUGGGGCUGGGCGUCAAGAUUGUCGCGGGUGCUCAAGGAAAGCUGUUCGACAUCUGGAAAGCUUCCACGUCAUUUGACCUGUUCAGUCAGAAAUGGGACAUCUUUAGCAAAUGCUUCAAUCACAACUUGCGGCGAGAUACUAGUCCCUUUACUCCCGAGCUCUUCACACUUUCGUCGCUGGAGAGCAGACAACUCGACGGCUCUGAUUUGGUCUGCCCCGCCAUCACCGACACAAUCAAUGCCAUCAACCAGAUUAUCUGA
Messenger RNA from Serendipita indica DSM 11827, 2259 nucleotides. Lineage: Eukaryota; Fungi; Basidiomycota; Agaricomycetes; Sebacinales; Serendipitaceae. The record is from the annotation of a GenBank genome assembly.